Molecule: messenger RNA, 2788 nt
Organism: Cololabis saira (Pacific saury)
Lineage: Eukaryota; Metazoa; Chordata; Actinopteri; Beloniformes; Belonidae
Product: somatostatin receptor type 5-like
Exons: 4
Coding region: 323-1435 (370 amino acids)
Biological process (GO): regulation of insulin secretion; cellular response to glucocorticoid stimulus; neuropeptide signaling pathway
Cellular component (GO): membrane; neuron projection
Molecular function (GO): neuropeptide binding; somatostatin receptor activity
Source: RefSeq, a predicted model, not a curated record
CACUGCGUGACUGACUAACUUCUCAUCGGCGCAGGAGCGCAUUUCCUCGUGCGGUGGAUUUUUUUUUUCCCACCACUGAACUAUGAUCAAAACAAUAGUGGGAAAUGUAUGAAAGCGUCUGCUUUUGAAAGCGUCAGUAUGGACAUCUCAACUCGUUGGAAAAAAAGCCUGAAGAGGAAAGGUUGAGGUUGAAGUGAUGUCUCUUUCAAAGCACGGGAGAUAAAAACACAGGUGAACGUGGAUGUUUCCAAGGCUGCGUUGAAGACGCGCAUCCCAUUCCUGGACAGUGGAGACGGACAUUUUCUGCUGUAAAACAGAAGACAUGAUCGCUCCCUCUUUCAACAUGAAUGACUACAAUGAGACGUCAGUGACUACAAGUGUCAACAUAUGUUGGCCCCAGUGUUACAACUUCAGCACCACCAAUAUCUCAGAUACAAGCAUGGAGGUACCCUUCAGUAAAACUACUGCUGUCAUCUACGCCAUUGUCUUCAUUGUGGGAUUCCUAGGUAACACACUAGCCAUCUAUGUGAUGGCCCGCUAUGCCAAGACGAAGACAGUAACUAACAUGUACAUCCUAAACUUGGCUGUGGCAGAUGAACUCUACAUCCUGGGAAUCCCCUUCAUAGGGACCAAUAGUGUACUCUCUUACUGGCCAUACGGAGAUUUCUUCUGCAAAGUCUGCAUGACUGCUGAUGGCAUGAGCCAAUUCGCCUCCACGUUUUGCUUGACACUGAUGAGCAUCGACCGUUUCCUUGCUGUGGUUUAUCCCAUUCGCAGUGCCAAAUGGCGGAAGCCUCAGGUUGCAAAGAUCUUUAGCGGCAUAGUGUGGGUCAUGUCCUUUCUGAUGGUCCUACCUCUCACCAUCUUCUCAUGUGUGCAAGAGACGUUCAACACCUGCAAUGUUAGCUGGCCUGAACCAGCCAAUUUGUGGUCCGCUGCAUUCAUACUAUACACAUCUAUCAUGGGUUUCUUUGGUCCUCUCGUCGUCAUCAUCCUGUGCUACCUGCUCAUUGUAAUCAAGGUGAAGUCAGCAGGUGUGCGUGCUGGCCUGAAGAAGCGGCGAAAGUCAGAGCGUAAGGUGACACGCAUGGUGGUGAUCAUCGUGCUGGUGUUUGUCCUUUGUUGGCUGCCCUUCUUUACUACCAACCUCAUCAAUCUUGUUUAUGUCAUCCCGGAGACCGAUGCCGUUGUCUACUUUAUUCUGGUCAUCCUCACCUAUGUCAACUCUUGUGCCAACCCGGUCCUCUAUGGGUUCCUCUCCGAGAACCUCAAGAAGAGCUUCCAGCAAGCCUUAUGUUUCUGCAAACCGAAGGAUGCCUCUACUGCAACCCUGAUGGAGAGUACAACAAAUGCUCCCAAGACCGUUCAGACGACCGUGAUUGGGAACCCUGACAGUGAGCCUUUUACCCCAAAGACUGUGAUGAAUGGCCAGUGAUCGCUGAGUAUUCCAGCUGGCCCAACAUACACCACUCUGCCACAACACGGAGCUUGGACACUUUACCUGCAAGCUUUUUAUAUUAACUUAAAACUUCCUGUGUUUAUUGCAUUGAACCCCUGGCUCUCAUGGACAUUUGCAGAGAGGACCAGAAGAGGAAUGUACUGUUUGAGGAGCAGCUAUACAUAGCCUUCACAAGUAAUCUUUUUAUGUUUGUUUCAUGUGUCUUUUCACCAGAAUGACUUUGCAGGAACAAGUCAAGACUUCACAUUGCUGUAAAUGUUCUAAUGGUUUUUAUGACCAUAUUUUAAUUUCUUCUUAGAUGUGAUCCUUUUUCAACGAAACCUGGCAUUCUGAACUUGCUUUAUAUUAUACACUUGUGGUUGAUGCCUGUCGCUGUGACUAAAUAUUCAGUAAAAUGUACAUUUCACAGCAUGAAGAUACAUCUACAGUAGGUAAAGUCGGACCUUUUAGACAGUUCAACAGUAAAUGACUGAUUGAAAAUUGUGGUUUUCUUUUGUUUUAGUUGUUGUUGUUUUCAACUGAACAAAUGAAUUUCCUUGAUGUUACUCCCUUUAUCUGUAUGACUGUCACAGUUGUAUUGAUCUUCUCGUGUUUUACUAAAAAACUAUCACUCUUAGGUCGUAAAAUGAGCAUAAGAUAGAAAGUAUUCAAUGCUGUGAAAAUAUGCCCUAUCCUGAAUUUACUUUCAGGUCAUUUUACCCAUUGUUACCAUGACUUUGUUUGGACUCGGCCUUAUGUUCACCCCAGUUAUGACUCCAGCUAUUGUUUCAUGUCAGACAUGGUCUGAUUAUUAAAUUUGGACAUUUACAGUAUUUAAUUUGCACCAAAAGAGCGAGCUGUUCUUUUGCUCAACGUAACAAGCGUGUUAGAGGGCUGUAUAUUGGCUUAUUAGUUUGGACAAAUGUUUUGUGAUGUGAAAAAUGUCUUCAAAUGGCACAGGUAUUAAGUAUUGUUCUAUAGUGGACUAAUUUUGUCUUUCCACACAUUUCUGUUGUUGGAGCGGUGAUGUAAACAGUGGAAACUGCCAUAUGUUCGUAGUAGUAACUUGAGCCCAUUUGUCAAGUUCAUCUAAAGUGAGUGAGUCUGUUUAAAAGUUUAGAAGUGAGAAAUGAAGUGAAAUUGCAGGAAACAAAGGAUUUAAUUGUUUUGACAAAACUGAAUUUCAAAAUAAUGGGUCAUUCUGAAUUUUGUCCCUCAGACAUAUAACAAAAACAUAAAUAAAUUGAUGGUAUUGAAUGUUAUUGAAUGAAUUGAAUUUGAUGAAUACUUAUAAGCAAGGAAGAUCUUCAUGUAUGUCCAUCCUGCAGAUCUAGUGACACAGGCUUGAAU